Molecule: messenger RNA, 1485 nt
Organism: Juglans microcarpa x Juglans regia
Lineage: Eukaryota; Viridiplantae; Streptophyta; Magnoliopsida; Fagales; Juglandaceae
Product: transcription factor IIIB 60 kDa subunit-like
Exons: 10
Coding region: 113-1228 (371 amino acids)
Source: RefSeq, a predicted model, not a curated record
UAAAAAAAAAAUAAUUCUUCAAGCAUGAUCCACUUUUGAUAAUCUCUACCCAUGCUCUUUUGAAUAGGUAAAAAUUGUACAUAUUUGUGAGGUAACGCUAACAAAACGAUUGAUGGAAUUUGAGAAUACAGAUUCAGGGAGCUUAACGGUUGAGGAGUUGAUUAAGAAUGCUUCAGAGGUUAAGGCAUGCGGGCUAUCAGAGGAUAGGUCUCUCAAGUCUGGGGAAGUGCUGUGUGAACAUAAAAAUAGUGGGAAACCUCAUUUUGCUCAUGGACUUUGCAGAAGUUGUUACCAAGACUUUGUUGAACUUUCUGGGGGACUGCAUGGUGGGUCAGAACCUCCUGCAUUUCAGCGGGCUGAAAGGGAGAGAAUAGCCAUGGAAUCUGCUAAUAACCGGGGGGACGAAUCGAAUGUUUUCUUAAAGCCUUCACUAGGGUCAGAAAACAUUGAACAGCUUGAAAGAAGCCAAAAGGCAACCAAGAAUGAACGAUUGGAUCUGAGAGAGAAUGAUAGUAAUUCUGCUGCCAUUGGAGAUCAGAUUGAAAUAGAUGGUGUUUCUGAUGCAUGCCAGAAAUCCAUGGAUACAAGUUUGGUCAGUGAUGAUGAAUCAGAUGGCCUUUCUGAUAUUGAUGAUGUUGAGGUGAGUGGCUAUCUCAACAAUGAGGAGGAGAUGCAUUUCAAGAAGAUUAUCUGGGAGGAAAUGAACAAAGAGUAUCUUCAGGAACAAGCAGCAGCCGCUGCUGCUAAGAUGGAAAGUCAGGCCAGCUUUCAGAACUCUUCUGAUGAAUUGCGAGCCGCACAUGAACUAGCUGCAGCAGCUGCGGCAGCUGUUGCAAAGUCAAGAAAGGAGCGGAAACGAAAACAAGAUGUGAAUGCCAAUCCUGCUCAAACUGCUGCAGAAGCAGCUCAUCAAAUGCUGAUCAAGAAGAGACUCAGUUCGAAAAUCAACUACGAUGUAUUGGAGACACUCUUUGCGGAAAAGCCAUCUUCUGAUUCGAAUAAAAAACUCAAAGCAUCAAAUGAUGAUGGCUAUGCCAAAGGGCAAAGUAAUGGUGAGAAAGAGCAUGACGGGGAUAUCACAGACAAUUAUGAUGAACUGGGACAAGGGUAUGAAAACUUGGAACAGGAAGAUGUCAACGGAACAUAUGGCAAUGAAUUGCAUGCGGACUUUGAAAAUGAAGAGGAUGUUUAUGGUUAUAACUAUGAUAAUGGUGAAGAGGAAUAUUGAUGCAAUCCGAUCAGAUGCAACUCUCCGAAGGCUGAUUCGAUUUCACUGAAGCUUCGAAAUGACAAAAUCAGUGGGUAUGGAGAUAGGAAGGAAACACAAAUUGAAUUAAAGCUUCUUCUAUUUUUCCCCUUCUAAGGCAUGUGCCACUAUGUUGAGGGUAUUUUAGUAAAAUCAUAUAUACACAAUAUAUCUGUUACUGUAUAUGUUGCCAAAGUUGGAUACAUAAUUAAGCUCCUCAAAUGUGUAUGUUUAGAUUA